Messenger RNA from Racocetra persica, 150 nucleotides. Lineage: Eukaryota; Fungi; Glomeromycota; Glomeromycetes; Diversisporales; Gigasporaceae. The record is from the annotation of a GenBank genome assembly.
UUCAAUAUUAGCCAUUGAAGUUUUAUUUUAUAAUUAUUGGACGCAUUUAAAUAUCUUUCAAACUUUGUCAUGGCUGACUGGGCUAAGUAUUGUAGCAUUUAUUACUGGACAAAAGGCUCUUAGCGAUGUUCAAAAAUGGAGAUUGUUAGG